Molecule: messenger RNA, 909 nt
Organism: Solanum pennellii
Lineage: Eukaryota; Viridiplantae; Streptophyta; Magnoliopsida; Solanales; Solanaceae
Product: putative disease resistance RPP13-like protein 1
Exons: 1
Coding region: 1-909 (302 amino acids)
Biological process (GO): defense response to other organism
Molecular function (GO): ADP binding
Source: RefSeq, a predicted model, not a curated record
AUGGGCGGUGCGGGUAAGACAACACUAGCUAAAGUGGUUUACAAUGAUGACAAGGUGAAGAACCAUUUUGGUUUGAAAGCUUGGUAUUGUGUUUCUGAGGCAUAUGAUGCUUUGAGAAUAACGAAAGGGUUACUUCAAGAAAUUAACUCAUUUGACUCAAAGGAUGAUGACAAUUUUAAUCAUCUACAGGUCAAAUUGAAGGAAAGCCUGAUAGGAAAGAAGUUUCUUGUUGUCCUUGAUGAUGUGUGGAAUGAUGACUAUAAUGAGCGGGAUAACCUGAGAAAUGUUUUUGUACAAGGAGAUAUGGGAAGUAAGAUCAUUGUAACUACAUGUAAGGAGAGUGUUGCUCAGAAGAUGUAUUCUGAUCGUUGCACAAUCAGUGUGGGGAAUCUGUAUAGUGAAUACUCUUGGGCUUUAUUCAAACGACAUUCACUAGAAAAUAGGGAUCAUCCGGAACUUGAAGAGGUUGGGAGAAAAAUUGCAGACAAAUGCAAAGGGUUGCCUUUAGCUCUAAAGACAGCUGUUGGUACUUUACGCUGCAAAUCAAAGAUAAAAGAGUGGAGAAACAUUUUAAGAAGUGAAAUAUGGGACCAGCGUUUUCUGAGUGAUAUAUUACCAGCAUUGAUGUUGAGCUACAAUGAUCUUCCUGCACAUUUGAAGCGAUGUUUUGCUUUUUGUGCGAUAUAUCCCAAAGAUCAUGAAUUUUGCAAAGACCAAGUUAUUUACCUAUGGAUUGCUAAUGGUCUUGUAAAGCAGUUUUGUUCAGGUAACGGAUACUUUGACGAGUUGAGAUCAAGAUCGUUGUUUGAAAGGGUCCUAGAGUCUGGAUCGAAAUCGGAGAGAUUCUUAAUGCACGACCUUAUCAAUGAUUUGGCCCAAACUGCAUCUUCAAAACUUUGUAUUAGGUGA